ACAGAGCUAGUGGUUGUUGAGGCCAAAAAAGCUUCUGCUGUGACAGCAGCAAUCACACAUUCACACUUACUAAUCAUGAUUCAUUGGGCACCUUUACAGCCAAUAAUGCCAGUUUUAAACCUCCCAAUUACACCAUUAACUAUAUGGCACAAUCAGAGAUCCUCUCGAGACAGCUAUCAAUCAAUGGCGAUCGAAUUAAACUUAAUUGUUGGCACUCCAUAUAUCCAGCAGCAGCUGUAGCAGCAGCCAGCAGCAUGUGAUGUGAGCUACUACUGAUACUGAUACUGAGCUAUUGCGAUCGCAUGCGAAGAAGAUUCAGUAGAAGUUAAUUGCAAGCUUAAUCAGAUUCAGUAGCAUUUGAGCUGAGCUGAGCUGAGAUGAUCAUGGGGAGAGCAGUGGAGCAGCAGCAGGGUGGAUGCUGCUCGGAGAAGAAGAAGAAGCUGAGGAAAGGGCUAUGGUCGCCGGAGGAGGACGAGCGGCUGGCGACGCACAUCGCGCGGUUCGGCGUCAGCUGCUGGAGCUCGGUGCCCGACCUCGCCGGGCUGCAGCGCUGCGGCAAGAGCUGCCGCCUCCGGUGGAUGAACUACCUCCGCCCCGACCUCAAGCGCGGCCGCUUCUCCCACCACGAGGAGGAGCUCAUCUUGGCUCUCCAUGACAAGCUCGGCAACAGCUGGUCACAGAUCGCGGCGAGGCUGCCGGGGAGGUCGGACAACGAGAUCAAGAACUUCUGGAACGCGCGGCUGCGCAAGAAGCUCCGGCAGACGGAGUCGUCGUCGUCGGCGACGACGGCGGCGGGGGCGGCGGCGACCGGACACCGCCGCGGCGAGGCUGACCGGAGUCGACCGCCGCCGCCUGCAUCGUUCAACACCUUCUCUCACGACGACCGGACGACUCCUGCUCCUGCCGCCCACAUUGCCGCCGCCGCCGCCGUCGAAGCACCCGCAGCGAUGACGACGACGGGCGGCGCCGUCGGCGGCGGUGUUCUCGUGGACAACAGUGGUGGUCACCGUGAUGCGGUGGCGGAGGCGGCGCGGGGACACGUCGGCAGCGGCGACGACGAUGGCUUCUUGGCCGUGCUGCUUGGGGAGUACUACCUCGACGCCGGCGGCCACGGCGACGGAUUCAGCUUCUUGGGCGGCGGCGGCGGCGGCCACGUGUUCAGCUAAUUUGUAAUUAGUUUGCUUGCUUUAAUUUGAUCGUGUAAUGAUCCAUUUCAUUGGUUUGGGGCUGACAAUAAUUAGCACACAAGCUCUUGUUUAGUUGUGUUUGUCAAAUCAAAUGUGCAAAAUUAAUCUGAAUAAAAUUGUUGAUGAUCGAUCGAUCUCUACUUAUUCA
Molecule: messenger RNA, 1335 nt
Organism: Oryza sativa Japonica Group (Japanese rice)
Lineage: Eukaryota; Viridiplantae; Streptophyta; Magnoliopsida; Poales; Poaceae
Product: transcription factor MYB61
Source: RefSeq, a predicted model, not a curated record